CAGCGGCAGGCUCAGUCAGUUGGCAGCGAGACGUAGAACGACAAGCAGCGCAAGUGGUAUAGCACUCUCUCUCCACUCUCGCUCUUUCGCCAGCCCCACUAACCAACUACUACCACAUAUUUACUCGUUGCCAAGCGCGCGUAGUAUAUCUAUAUACACCGAUCAGACAUGGCCGAUAUCAGCAAGGACGAGCUCCGCAAGGAGAUCAUCGCUAUCUUGAAAGAUGCCGACUUGAAUGCAAUAUCAGCCAAGAAAGUCAGGCAGCUGAUUGAGGAAAAAUUAGACGUUGAUCUGACCGAAAGGAAGAAGGAAAUGGACGACCUUGUAAUGGAAUGUCUUGCUGAAAAGCAGGACGGCGCUGCCAAGAAAGCACCAAAGAAAAAGGUGGCCAGUGAAUCUGAAGAUGGCGAAGAGGAAGAGGAAGAAGAGGCUUCCGAUGAGGAGGAAGAGGAGGAAAAGAAACCGUCAAAGCGUGGACCUCCCAAGAAGACAGCUAACAAACGUAAGAAGGGCUCUUCCGACGACGAUGAGAGCGCCAGUGACGAAGACGCUAGCGACGAGGAGUACAGUCCCAAAAAGGCCAAGCCUGGAAAAAAAGGAAAAGCUGGAAAGAAGGGGAAAAAAGGAAAAGGUGGCGACAGUGACUCAGGAGACUCCGACUGGGCGCAAGCCAGACCUGCCAAGAAAGCCGGAGGUGCUAAGAAGGGAGGUGGCGGCAAGGGUAGUGGAUAUACUCGUGAAAUUACUUUGACCCCCGAGCUCGCUGCCGUCGUUGGUGCUAAACAGAUGGCCCGAUAUGAAGUUGUCAAGAAAGUAUGGAGUAUCAUUAAGGAGAGGAACCUUUAUGAUCCUAAGAACAAACAAUAUGCUAUCUGUGAUGAUGAUCUUUUAAAGGUAAUUGGCGUCAAGCGCUUCAGGACUUUUGGAAUGAUGAAAUACCUGAAGAAUCACUUUUUAAACUAAAUCGUUCCUUUACGUCAAUGACUAUACAAACGUGAUAUAUAAGUAUAUGUAUGGAACCAACAGCGCCAAUCCAUCGCCGCGGGCUAAAUAACGAAAUACACAUUCAUACACAUCGUACAUAAGAAUUUAUGUACACACAAACACAUCGCAUUGUAUACACAAAAUUUAUUUUUAUGUAUUGUGCGCAAAACACGUGACAUUUGUAUAUCAAAAAAUCUUUUUUAUCGUACAAGACUAACCCUAUUUCAUUAACAUGUAAAUCUGUUAUAACUGCUCCGUUUUAUGUUUUACGUCGUUUUAUUUUAAAGCAAACGACAGGUACAUUGAGUAUUAAUUGCUCAGUUGAUAGGUUUGAUUUCGUAUAUAUUUUGUUGUAUAUUCUUUUUUUAUUUUAUACGUUUUAAACACUGAGUCAUCUAUAAAACUUAAGUAGUUUUGACAGAUUUACUGAAUUCGUAUUCCUUUAAUGUAACUUUUGGUAAGAUUAAAUUGUACCUUUUUGCAUUCUUAUUUUGUAAGCUCGUAAUAUUAUACCAACUAUGAAGACAGUACUUUGGUAUGAAAACGUUCAUUAUUUCAUAAUAAUUUUUGUAAGAUUCUGUUUGUGAUGUAUGAAUCCUUUUUUAUUAGACUGCUUACGUAUGUUAUUUUUCAAUCGUGAAUUGUAAGAGUAUAUUUAGAUACACAAAAUUCAUUCAAAUGAUUAUUUCAGUUUUAUAAUCAGGUAUUAAUUUAACUUUUUAUGAAAUUCUUUACAUGUUCAUAUCACGCAAUGAUAAAAUUAUAUUACUUGAAAAUAAAAUCAAUAUAAAUAUUCAAAUUUGUCUGAAGUUAUUUUUUAUUUUAUAGUAAAAAUUAAAUUAGUUGUGCUCGUUGCAUAAAUCUGUCUAUUAGUUUUUUUGUUCUUAGCAUAUAUACUAUACUACACUAAGCAGAAAAACUGUGAAUUAAUAAAUUCAAUUCUAUGUAGUUGAUAAAUAUUAUAGCGUAGAUCUUCACAGCAUGAAUUUAAUAGAUAUAUCAAAACAUUCGUGUAUUCAACUGAUAUCGAUGUAAUUUCAUAUGCCAGUAAUAUUUUGAUAUUUUUUAAACAAACUUCGAAUUCAAAUACUAAUUUUAAAAGAAUACAUGGAAAAUAUGAAAUUAAAUAUAAUUAGCAUAGAGCGUGAAAUGAUAUAGAUAUUUAAAAAUGUUAAACUAUGGAGUAAUUGGCGUAUAUGAACAAUAUCAAAUUAAAAAUAAUGCUUAAAUUUUUAUACAAAAAAAUUUUUAUUAUUUUCGUUUUGCCACCUAUCCUUUUAAUACGUUAGCCGCAUACUUUCUAUUUUACUAUUAAUUAUGAAUUAUUCUCUAAGUAUAAAGUUAUAGAACUAUGAAAUUCAGUAAUCUAAGGAUUUUAAGAAAACUAUUAGUUUCAAACAACUGUGUAAUUAAAGACGACGGACUAGUCAAUGUGGUUUUAACUACUCCAUUUUACAAUAUCAAUGUAAUAUUCAAAUUAAUUGUUGUAAUAGCCACAUUUUCCAUGAUAACAUAGUAUAAAUAAAUUCUUAAAAUAGACCUUAAUGUCUGCGUAGCUUGUCAGUAAUAAGUCAAAUUUUAUUUUCAUGAAAAAUGAUGGUUUCAUUUAGAACCCGUUGGUUCUACAUUUUUUAAAUAGUUUAACGAACGGCAACCAUCAAUUUUCUCACAAUUUCACAAAAUUGUCUUCAAAUCACUCGGUCUAUUCUAGUUUAUAUAAUUAAUAUUAAUAGGUUAUUGAAUUUAUAAGGGUACGUAUUCAAGUUAAAAGCUUCAAGUAAAUGUUUCAACCACAUUUUCAAGAAACAAAUAAUGACGAUAUUUUAAUAUCAGCUUAAUAUCUACUUAUAAGUCAAAAAAUUAAAGAAAAGGAUUAAAGCUAUUUUGUUCGAUGAUGUUAUCGUCAAAUUUUGUUACAACUGAAUGAAGUGUUUAAGAAAAAUGAUUUAUAUUUUUCGGACAAUAUUUACAUAGCGCGACUUUAUAAUAGUUGGUAUCUUUUUCUUCAUUGUUUUGUGGAUGAGUAUUACGCAUGCAAUCGCUGAGUUAAAUCUGCUCACAGAAAUCAGGUGAUCAAUUUUUAUUUCCGCAACCACUAGUUCAAAUGAGUACCAUAAUUUCAAAUGAAAUAUUUUCAAAAUAUUAAAGUAUUAUAGAUUGUGCUAACGAAGAACUUAUGCAUAUCUUGCAAAUUUACAACGCAGAGAGCAGUAAUUGAUCGUCAAUCUCUUAAAACAUUAAUUCAAUUAAACAUUUGAAGUAGAUGUGAAUGUUUAUAGAUUAAGAAUAAACUUUUA
This is a messenger RNA of Phymastichus coffea, 3281 nucleotides long. RefSeq lists its product as uncharacterized. Lineage: Eukaryota; Metazoa; Arthropoda; Insecta; Hymenoptera; Eulophidae. The transcript has 6 exons. Gene Ontology annotation, cellular component: nucleus. The record is from RefSeq and is a predicted model, not a curated record. Bases 169 to 963 code for a protein of 264 amino acids.